Messenger RNA from Lactuca saligna, 1599 nucleotides. NCBI's taxonomy places the organism in Eukaryota, Viridiplantae, Streptophyta, Magnoliopsida, Asterales, Asteraceae. The record is from the annotation of a GenBank genome assembly.
AUGGAAAGAACCAGAAGACCUUCAUUUUCUUCCAUUUUCUUGCUUCUUUUCACUGUUUCUAGUGUUCUUGAUCCGACCCGGUUUGCAGAUGCAUCGGGUCAAAAUCAACAACCCAUCAAGAGGAUUGUGGUGUUGGUUCUUGAGAACAGAUCUUUCGAUCACAUGAUUGGGUGGAUGAAGAAAUCUAUAAACCCAUCAAUCAAUGGCGUCACGGGUAGAGAAUGCAACCCGGUUUCAACCAACUUGACCCGAAAACAACCCCAAGAAGACGAAACUCAAGAAUCGUCCAUCUGUUUCACUGAUGAUGCAAAGUACGUGGAUCCGGAUCCGGGUCACUCAUUCGAAGAUGUGGAAAAACAGGUAUUCGGGUCAAAUCCAAUUCCCUCAAUGACUGGUUUUGUCGAACAAGCAUUAUCGGUAUCAACAAAUCUUUCUGAAACAGUUAUGAAAGGAUUCAAACCUGAAAAUGUCCCAAUUUUUGCGAAAUUAGUUCAAGAAUUUGCGGUUUUUGAUAGAUGGUUUUCUUCAAUUCCGGGUCCGACCCAACCCAAUAGAUUAUUCGUAUAUUCAGCCACUUCUCAUGGGUCAACAAGUCAUGUCACAAAACAAUUAGCAAAAGGGUACCCACAAAAAACCAUCUUUGAUUCACUUCAUGAGAAUGGGAAAGAUUGGGGUGUAUAUUUUCAAAACAUACCCACAACUUUGUUUUAUAGAAAUUUGAGGAAGUUAAAGUAUGUGUUCAAGUUCCACCAAUAUUCUACCUUUAAACAACAUGCUAAAGAUGGUAAGUUGCCAAAUUUGAGUGUGAUUGAGCCAAGAUACUUUGACAUAAAGGGUUUCCCCGCAAAUGAUGAUCAUCCAUCACAUGAUGUGGCAAAUGGACAAAAUUUGGUGAAGGAAGUUUAUGAGACAUUGAGGGCAAGUCCACAAUGGAAUGAGAGUCUUUUGGUGAUUACUUAUGAUGAACAUGGUGGAUUCUAUGAUCAUGUUAAGACUCCUUAUGUUAAUGUUCCUAACCCCGAUGGAAAUACGGGUCCCGCACCUUCGUUUUUUAAGUUUGAUAGGUUGGGUGUUAGGGUUCCUACGAUUAUGGUCUCUCCUUGGAUCAAGAAAGGCACCGUGAUUAGUAACCCUAAUGGACCAACACCCAAUUCCGAAUACGAGCAUUCUUCCAUACCCGCAACCAUAAAAAAGAUGUUCAAUUUAUCAUCAAACUUUUUAACUCAUAGAGAUGCAUGGGCUGGAACCUUUGAACAUGUCAUUCAACAAUUAACCUCUCCAAGAACAGAUUGCCCAGAGUUUCUCCCUGAAGCUAAUCCUUUGAGAGAUACAGAACCAGAUGAAUCAAAAGGACUCUCUCAAUUUCAAAGUGAAGUGGUUCAAUUAGCUGCUGUUCUUAAUGGUGAUCAUUUCUUGAGUAGUUUUCCAGAUGAAAUGAGCAAGAAAAUGAAUGUGAAAGAAGCUUAUACGUAUGUAAGAGGUGCAGUUUCAAGAUUCAUAACUGCUAGCAAAGAAGCUAUCAAUUUGGGUGCUGAUGAAUCUGCCAUUGUUGACAUGAGAUCAUCUCUUACUACCAGAUCAGUUAUUCACAACAAAUGA